UGGAGGUAGAUUUUGGUUCUGUUUUGGAGAGAUACACAAGAGCACAUAUGGCCCUUCAUGGCAUGCUAAACUAUUUAGACAAGGGCUGGGGAGAAAGCUGCUCGAACUCUCUGCAUGAUAGAUGCAGGCACUGCUGGACAGGAGGAUUUACGUGCUUGCUUAAACCUGGUUCUUGAAGUGUAACAAACAAAAGUAAUCCGGAUGGGUUUCCAAGGGCAGAGGGGCAGAGCCUUCCCUAUGCAGGCUGUCUUGCCUGCCAUUGGUUCGCUCUGUCUGGGAGACAUCCCUAACCGGCAUGCAGAAGGAGGAGGAUCUGUUGGACUGCCUGCCCUUUUUUGUUUUAUUGCUUGCCUAGUUAUCUCUUUGCAGUAGCUCUCAUUAAGGUGGGAAUGUCUGAAAGUUGAUUUUCCCAAGGCUUUUUACACCUUUACUUUACAAGACGAUCAGAUGAAUGGCAGGGAUGAGUUUGUGUGGAAGAAGAGUUACGCUGCCUGUGAUUACUCCAAUAGUUCGGCAGAAAAGGGUAAUUAAAGUAUACAGUGAGGAUGAAACCAGCAGAGCUUUGGAAGUACCCAGUGAUAUAACAGCCAGAGAUUUGUGCCAGCUGCUAAUACUAAAGAAUCAUUACGUUGAUGAUCACAGCUGGACUCUGUUUGAACAGCUCACUAGCUUGGGUUUAGAGAGAAUAAUAGAAGACCAUGAAAUGGUGAUUGAGGUUCAAUCAAAAUGGAGAAUUGAAGAAGGCAAUAGAUUUUAUUUUAGAAAAAAUUAUGCCAAAUAUGAAUUCUUCAAAAAUCCUGAGAAUUUUUUCCCUGAACAUCUGGUGUCUUUCUCAAAUGAAAUCAAUGGAGCAAUGAGCCAAACACAGAUAUUACAGAUGUUUUUAAGUUCCAGUACGUAUCCUGAAAUUCACAGUUAUUUACAUGCUAAAGAGCAAGGGAAAAAAACCUGGAAAAAGAUGUAUUUCUUGUUGCGAAGAUCUGGUCUCUAUUUUUCCACUAAGGGGACAUCAAAGGAGCCGAGGCACCUACAGCUUUUCAGUGAAUUCAGCAGUAGUGACCUAUAUAUGUCGUUCAAGUGCAAAAAGAUAACUGGAGUGCUAACCAGUUUUGGGUUCUGCUUUAAGCCUCACAAAGCAGGAGGAGCCCGAGACCUGAAACAGCUUUAUGCGGAAAGCGAACAAAGUAGGACCUGCUGGAUGACAGCAAUUCGCUUACUUAAGUAUGGAAUGCAGCUAUACCAGAAUUAUAUGUAUCCCUACCAAGGCAGAAGUGGGUGCAGUUCCCUUAACACACCUGUGAGAAGUGUUUCAGAGAAUUGUCUUGUGGCUAUGGACUUCACCGGACAUAAAUCCAGAGUUAUUGAAAAUCCAACAGAAGCCCUUUCGGUUGCAGUUGAAGAAGGGUUGGCAUGGAGGAAGAAAGGGUGCUUAAGAAUUGGUACACACAGUAGUCCUACCACUUUGCAAAAUGGCCCAUCAAAUAUAGCCAUACACAGUUCCCAGCCAUGGUUUCACCAUAAGAUCUCUAGGGAUGAGGCACACCAAUUGAUUUUAAGACAAGGACUGGUGGAUGGAGUAUUCUUGGUACGGGAUAGCCAAAGUAACCCCAAAACCUUUGUUCUGUCAUUGAGUCAUGGAUUAAAAAUAAAGCACUUCCAGAUUCUGCCAUUGGAAGAAGAAGGCAAGCUAUUUUAUUCGCUGGAUGAUGGUCACACCAGAUUUUCUGAUCUUAUUCAACUGGUGGAGUUUUAUCAGCUCAAUAAAGGCAUCCUACCUUGCAAGUUAAAACAUUACUGUGCCCGAAUUGCACUUUAACCUAAACACCAAUAUCUCACCUAAGCCUCAUAGAAGAUAAAGGGAGAGUGUUUGUUUCUCUUGACAAAGCCGUUUUAUAAACAAAGGAGAUAAAAAAGCGAAAGUCUGUGAAUGUAAAUUUCAGCUUGCAAAGAAGAGCUUGCAUUCUCCAUAGAAAAAACAAAACAAAACAAAAUGCAGUAUUUUUGUGUUUAGAGUAACUAAUCAACAGUUGAUCUUCCAAAAAUGACUCUCAAGCUGGAAUUGUGUAACUGUGCAAUGCUGCAAGCCUAGGAAGUAUUUUUCAAAAUGCCAAUAAAUGUCUUUUUCGCUAGUUUCCUGUAUAA
Anolis carolinensis (green anole) is the source of this 2142-nucleotide messenger RNA. It is a transcript of the gene grb14, whose product is annotated as growth factor receptor bound protein 14. NCBI's taxonomy places the organism in Eukaryota, Metazoa, Chordata, Lepidosauria, Squamata, Anolidae. The record is from RefSeq and is a predicted model, not a curated record. The transcript is spliced from 13 exons. Gene Ontology annotation, cellular component: plasma membrane; cytoplasm. The coding region runs from base 452 to 1816 and encodes 454 amino acids. Gene Ontology annotation, biological process: negative regulation of insulin receptor signaling pathway; insulin receptor signaling pathway.